This is a messenger RNA of Talpa occidentalis (Iberian mole), 957 nucleotides long. RefSeq names its product SH3 domain binding glutamate rich protein (gene SH3BGR). Gene Ontology annotation, cellular component: cytoplasm. Bases 86 to 841 code for a protein of 251 amino acids. NCBI's taxonomy places the organism in Eukaryota, Metazoa, Chordata, Mammalia, Eulipotyphla, Talpidae. The record is from RefSeq and is a predicted model, not a curated record. The transcript has 7 exons.
CUGACCACAGGGGCAUGAGUCCUUCAGAGGGGCUGCCCAGAAAGAUGGUGCAGUCUGGGAGCCACAUUAGCCAAGGCACCCCAGAAUGGGGGAAGGGGCUGGAAGCAGAGCUGGGAUUAGGAAGAAACAGCAGGAAGUAGUGGGCUUUCUGGAAGCUAAUAAAAUCGACUUUAAGGAGUUAGACAUAGCUGGAGAUGAAGACAACAGGAGGUGGAUGAGAGAGAACGUUCCUGGAGAGAAGAAACCUCAAAAUGGAAUUCCGCUGCCUCCCCAGAUCUUCAAUGAAGAACAAUACUGUGGGGAUUUUGAUUCUUUCUUCUCUGCGAAAGAAGAGAAUAUUAUUUAUUCGUUCCUUGGUUUGGCUCCCCCUCCAGGCUCAAAGGUGACAAAAUCUCCAGAGGAAGCACCUUCCCUCCCCAAUGGCGAUGUGGUGGGCGAGGCACAGAGCACUGAGGAGGGAACAGAGAAGGCUGAAGAAGGUGGAGAAAAUGAGGAACAGAAGGAGGAUGAGGAAGGUGCCGCUAACCUCGCUGAGCCCCAAGAGAAGAAAGAAGAGGAGGGAGAGACAGCCACUGAAGAGAAACCCAGGACCCGAACCAACAUUUCAAGGGUCUCCCCACAAACCACACUCCGUCAGAGGCGGCGCCCUGGGCUCUCAAUGCUUGAGGGCUUCCCGAGUAAUCGCCCCUCCCCUGUGCUCCCCGCGCGCGGACAGCCUCCCUCGCCUCUUCAACAAGAAGGUAAACGUGAAGACGACUUGCAACCUCCCUGGCUGCACGCCUGGGCCUUUGCUUUACAGUCACUACUUGCUCCUCACAGAUCGCUCUUAAGAACACCCUGAAAGAGUUUUCAACACAUAGAAUCUCUCUGUGAUAGAACAAAAAUGUUUCUUUGUAUGUGCCUUAUGCUGUUUUCUCAACCUCGAUAGUGAGCAGACAAAUAAAGGAAUUGCAAACG